Messenger RNA from Ictalurus furcatus (blue catfish), 4675 nucleotides. RefSeq names its product transmembrane serine protease 15 (gene tmprss15). Lineage: Eukaryota; Metazoa; Chordata; Actinopteri; Siluriformes; Ictaluridae. The transcript has 25 exons. The record is from RefSeq and is a predicted model, not a curated record. Gene Ontology annotation, molecular function: protein binding; serine-type endopeptidase activity. Gene Ontology annotation, cellular component: membrane. The coding region runs from base 144 to 3884 and encodes 1246 amino acids. Gene Ontology annotation, biological process: proteolysis; acrosome reaction.
AGAAGGUAACGUGCAUCAGAUCUGUGUUCAGGGUUAAGAGGGAACACUCAGUAAGUAUUAGUAUUAUAAAUAUUAUUAGGGUUAUUAAGUAUUAUUAUAAGUAAUAUAAGGGUUAGAGUUGGCGAGUAGACAAGUGAAUAGCAAUGUGCAGGAAGACGAGGAGGACGGCACCAUGUUCCUCUCUGGAGGUUCUGCUGAGCACCGUGACCAUCGUCUUGUUUGCGGUGUGUGUCGGGCUCAUCGUCGUGUCCUUUUUAGCGCUCCAAACAGGUAACGAAGGACAAACAGGAAGCAGCAACUCGUCGUUCAGUGGAACUCUGACCAUCUCAGAGGGAGCGAGUUUCACUGAGGAGCUCAGGAACAGUAGCAGUGGGACCUUUAAAUCUCUGGCCUAUGAUACGCAGCUUCUGAUCACCGAAGCAUAUGAACUCGGCUCAUUAAACUCGCAGUUCAGGAGCUGCAGAGUGACCAGCUUCAGUUCAGGAAGUGUGAUAGUGCACUUCACUGUGCUGUUCAGGGAUGUUGUGGAAGUAACAGUGGUGCAGCAGCAGUUAAUUUCCGGUUUACAGAAUAUUCCAGACUCAACACUCAUCAUAAACAGCAGCAGCAUUCACGUCACAGGUACGUCAUCACCGCUCACACUCACGUCACAGGUACGUCAUCACCACUCACACACUCACGUCACAGGUACGUCAUCACCGUUCACACUCACGUCACAGGUACGUCAUCACCGCUCACACUCACGUCACAGGUACGCCAUCACCGCUCACACACAUUUUAUUUCUAACACCAUCAUCUUCUCUCUUAUGUUCUAUCAGACAUUUCCACCACACAGAUUCCCCCUACAGCUACACCUGAAACAGGUGAGUGUCUCUCUGCCUCUCUCUCUGACUAUCUGUCUGUCCGUCUCUCUGUCUGUCUGUCUGACUGUCUCUCUCUCUGUCGUGUGUGUGUGUGUGUGUGUGUGUGUGUGUGUGUGUGUUUAUGCAGUUAAAUGUCCUGAUGAACAGAAAUUUUGCAGAGACAAUGUAACUUGUGUUCCUAUAAACCUCUUCUGUGAUGGAGAACCAAACUGUCCCAACGCCUCUGACGAGUCUCACAGCACCUGUGCGACGGUGUGUGAUGGACAGUUCCUGUUGCUGGGGCCGAAUGGAUUUUUCCACAGUGAUAAUUUCCCCCUGGAUUAUGACAGCAGUACAGAAUGUCUCUGGAUCAUACGUGUUAAUGAAGGACUGAGCAUAAAAAUCGAUUUCGAGACUUUUGAUACGGAGCAAGAAUUCGAUGUUCUGAAUGUGUACGAGGGAAUCGGAGCUGCGAAAACACUGGAGUACUCGCUGUCAGGUUCGUCUCCUGGAGUUGUCUGGAUUUUGUCCCAUGAGGCCACAGUGAAGUUCUCCUCUGAUUUAAUAUACAACCAGCGAGGUUUUAACGCUACGUACCGAGCAGAGAACCUCACACACCUCAGCAAUGAGGCGAAGAUAAACUGCUCGUUUGAGGAGGGAUUCUGUUUCUGGAGACAGGACGCUGAUGGUGAUGGAGACUGGAUGAGGAAGAACGGAUCUUCUUUGCCUGCUCUGUCUGGACCGAGCUUCGACCACACGUUCGCUAACCAGUCCGGGUACUACAUCAUAACUCCGACGAGUCCCGGAAGUUGGGAGAAGAUUUUCCGUCUCCGCAGCUUCCCAUUGGCUCCUGCAACAGAAUCGAUGUGUCUGAGGUUCUGGUAUCACAUGUUCGGUGAGAACGUUCGGCGUCUGACAGUAAACGCAGAGAGAAACUCAAAUGUCAUGAUUCUGUUCCAGAAAGAGGGAAACUACGGAAACAACUGGAACUACGGACAAGUAACCAUAAAGGACACGACCAAUCAAACAAUCGUAUUUGAAGCGCGAAAGCAAGGCACGAGGAACGAUAUUGCACUAGAUGACCUCAGCAUGACCUCUGGGCCGUGUGGACUGUCGCCACCUGACCCGACUCACGUCCCACUCCCGACCACGCCUCAUCCAGGACCAGCUGAUUGUGGAGGUCCGUUUGACCUUUAUGCAUCAAACUCGACCUUCAGCUUGCCAAAUUAUCCUCACGGCUAUGGACACAGUUUAUCAUGUGUGUGGAUUUUACACGCCGAACGAGGGCAAAAUAUCCGACUGCAUUUUCAGGACUUCUCUUUAGAGGCAGCGUAUGACGUGUUGGAGAUUCGUGAUGGAGUUGCGCCGCAUUCUACUUUACUGAGUGAGAGAGAGUUUCACAUCUCAAAACAUCCAACAUUCACUCCUCUGUCCUUUCAGCAUCCUGUUUACAAUCUGAAUUCAUUUAACAUUAAUCACACUGCGGCUACAUGGGAUAUAAAUCAUGGGAAUGUUGAAGGUGUGUUAACGGGCGAGCGUGAUUUUCCGGACAUCUUCUCCACGACCUCAGAGAUGACGCUGAUGUUUUUCUCAGAUUCUUCUGGAAGUGAUCGCGGAUUUCUCGCUAAUUUCAGCACGGGCUUUAACCUUGGCCAACCAGAGGCGUGUCAGGCUGGUGAGUACCAGUGUAGAUCCGGAGUGUGUGUGUCCACUGCCAGUGUGUGUGACGGCAUCAGGAACUGCCCCGACAUUUCAGACGAGGCUAACUGUGGUGAGUUUACAUUACCCAUAAUGCACUGUGGUGAGUUUACACGACCCAUAAUGCACCGUGAGUUAACAUUACCCAUAAUGCACUGUGCUGAAGUUACAUUACCCAUAAUGCACUGUGCUGAGGCUACAUUACCCAUGAUGCACUGUGUGCAUUUAUCAGCAGCACAGUUUCCCGGAGCUCCUCGUCUGAAGAUUGAGAUUCAGAGCCGUCUCUACAUGGCGUGUUCCUCCGACUGGAGCUCUCACUUCUCCAACUACUUCUGCAGAUAUUUAGGCUACAGAUCAGGAACCGCUUCAUUCGUGUCUGUUUUGGGUGAAGAAGCUCCCUUCGUCAUGGUAACUCAGGCUGCUGAUGGCUCAGUGGAUGUCAAACCCAGUGAAAAAUGUCCCAGUGAGAAGGUCGUAUUGCUCCACUGUGAUAACCAACCGUGUGGAAACCGGAAGGUGAUAAUGAACACGGAGUCAGGCUGGUCCGUGGUGAGAGAGUUGAGAGUGAAAAUGAAGGAUGAAAUCAGAGAAGGUGUGGAAGGGAGGAUUGUGGGAGGAGAGGACGCGGUAAAGGGAGCAUGGCCGUGGAUCGCCUCGUUACGCUGGACAGGACGACACGCCUGUGGAGGCACAUUAAUCGACUCACAGUGGCUCGUUACGGCCGCGCACUGCGUUUACGGGAAGAGCGUUCACCUGUCCAACUGGAACGUGAUUUUGGGUCUUCAUGCUCAGUACGAGUCCAACACUUCAGACAGACAAAAUCAUCAAAUCGACCAGAUUAUCAUGAACCAAAACUAUAACAGAAGAACUAAAGACUCAGAUAUCGCACUCAUACACUUACAGAACAAAGUCAACUUCACAGACUACAUCCAGCCGAUCUGCCUGCCGAAUUCUGCUCAGCAGUUUGCAGCAGGAAGAAAGUGUGUGAUCGCAGGCUGGGGGAGAUUAACUGAAGGAGGUACUGUAGCUGAUGUAUUGCAGCAGGCCGUGUUGCCCCUCAUUAAUAACACUGUGUGUCAAGUGAGACUUCCUGAAUACAACAUCACUGAACGGAUGGUGUGUGCAGGAUACCCUGAGGGUGGAAUUGACACUUGUCAGGGUGACUCUGGAGGGCCGCUGAUGUGCGAGGAGGAGGAUGGGUCUUGGAUUUUGGCGGGUGUGACGUCGUUUGGUGUGGGCUGUGCUCGACCUGGACGUCCUGGAGUUUACGCACUGGUCACACACUUCACAGACUGGAUACUGGAAACUCGACGCCUGUACACACACUGGGAUGGAGCGAGAUGAGGACAUAGUGGAAGGGAUGCUGUAAAUAUUGUCAAUUUCUAAAUAGUAUAUUGUUGUUUUUUAGAUGUAAUCAUGAUAUUCAUGCUGAUGAUAAAAUCUCACUUGUGUACAGGAGCAGGUUCUCAGUUCAUUAAACAAUGUAAUUGAAUAAUCAAAUAAUAGAACCAAAAGCUUCUCUGAUCAGGUGAUUGCUGUUUUAUUCUUUAGGCUUGUAAUCAAGUGGCUCUAAAUAAAAUGAUUUUGAAACAACUUCAUCUGUGAUUGUUGUCUCGUGUGAAGAAUUAUGGUGUGUCAUAGUGCUUCUGUUCAAAAGAGAGAAGUGGAAUUGAUUACAGGACCUCAGUCUGAGAGCUCAAAGUUUACCUGAAGCACUAAACCUGCUGUAGGGACCAGAGACAAAUUGAGGACCUGUAACAAUAUACCUGAAGUCCAGAUCCACAGCCUGACCAUUAUAUAGUGCACUACUUAGGGAGCAGUUUUAUAAAUCAUAUGCAUUUAUAGUGGAGAAUAUCCAACACAUUCCCAAUAUCCCACAAUGCACUGCAGUACUGAAAAUCUGCUCACUUGCACAACUUAGAUAACAAUCAAAUAAUUUUUACACUGUUUCGAAUAGUAAAAUUAUCAUCAUCAUCAUCAUCAACAACAACAACAAUACUACUACUACUACUACUAAUAAUAAUAAUAAUAAGCAGUUGGCUGAAUUUAUUAAUAAACACUGUACCAUGUUAGCUGGCUAAUCAGGGCUUUUGAAACCAACCAUGAAACACUCAUAUCCCAGAAUCAGUGGAGCA